Echinococcus granulosus is the source of this 258-nucleotide messenger RNA. RefSeq lists its product as hypothetical. The transcript has a single exon. The record is from RefSeq and is a predicted model, not a curated record. Bases 1 to 258 code for a protein of 85 amino acids. Lineage: Eukaryota; Metazoa; Platyhelminthes; Cestoda; Cyclophyllidea; Taeniidae.
AUGUCAGCUCAUUCUACUUUGGAUGAUGUUUUUAUUUUAAGAACUUUCUGGCUGUCCAAAUUUCUCAUAGCCAGUGCCUUGCUAAACACAGAAGUCAAAAUGUCUUCGUUGUAUGUCAAAAUUAACGUUAGAACUAGCUUGUUGAAUUUGGAACCAUUAAUUUUGCCAAUUGAAAUUGAGUUCUAUUAUUUUCCAAGUCUUGUUGUGCUUCAUUUAACCCCUUCGUCUCGGUUAACCUUCAUGAUGAGUCUGAUAUGA